GCCUACCAGCUACGCCUAGCUACGCCUAGCUACGCCUAGUCGCUCCGUGCGGCUGCGGCGCUCUGGUUGCCACGGCAACGCUCUCCAGCCCGCGACACGGCGUGGCGUGGCGUGGCGUGGCGUGAAGCGAUAGUCCAAUAACCGAGUGCGCUAGCCGACAGGGCCGCCAGGUACCGUGUCCUUGGAGUACCCGGCUCGACUCAGACCCCGCUACGCUUCAGCAGCCCGCGCCUCCAGUGACUCCAGGGACUCCAGGGACUGCAGGGACUCCAGGGGCCCCAGCGCGCUCCAGGGCGGCGAUACCGCGGCGACGGGCGCCAGAGCCGAACCUCCACUGUCUGUCUCCGGGGAGUCCCUUCUCCAGCCACGGCCCCCCGGGGCCCCCGGCUCGCCUCACCGCCGCGACCGCCGCCAUGAGCAGCGCCAAAGUGACCAAAGUGACCAGGACGACGAAGACGGUGGUGGAGGCAUCGGGCGACGCGCAGGCUGAGCCGGCCGAGACCAAAACAGCCCUCCUGACUUCGCUGACGUCCUCCGGCGAGAAGAUUGACAACGGGAAGAACGGCUCCCACGACGCCACCUCCACCACGGUCACCAUGGAGUACGCCGACGGCGAGAACACGCCCGACAGCAACAAGAUGAACAGGAAGCUGUCGCACAUCAAGAAGCGCGUCUCGCAGGAGUUCACCAAAAGCUCCAAGUGCCGCAAGUGGGUGACCUGGCUUAUCCACCUGGUGGGCGUGACGGUGCCCUACGCCGCCAUCCUGGUGGGCGCCAUCUACCUCGACGAGUGCCCCGCCAACCGCAACAUCCCCAUGCACCUGAUCGUGACCGGCGUGGUGACCGCCGUGCUGCACUUGUCCACCUCCAUCGACGCCUACCGGAAGCUGUCGUACCUCAAGGACGACGAGAAGCCCGCUAUCUUCACGCUCACCUCCCUGUUCCUCUUUAUCUGGAUGAUCCUGGGCUGCGUGUGGGUGUUCGGCAUCUUCGUCCCCGACAACGACUACGGCAUGUGGAACCCGCAAGGCUUCGGCUACUGCCACAAGCGCCUGUACUGGUUCGCCUUCGUGUUCAACCUGGCCUUCCUGGUGUCCGUCGUGGCGUCCUUCCUGCUCUGCUGCUGCGUCUGCAACCUGCUCUGCAACAUCACCAUCCUCACCUGCCUCUGCUACCAGAAGACCAAGAAGGGCCACGGUGACGAGGACGCGUCCACACCGGUGCAAGUUUGAGCAGUGCCGAUCCGGAAAAAGAACUAAAUCGCCCGGAAAGGCCAGAAAACAAGCACAAAAAAGAUUUUGAAAAAAAAAAAUAUGUAGGCUUUUGUAUCUGACUUUGGUUCAACGUUCCAAAUAGUAGGCGUGUUUAUUAUUUAUGGAAUGAUUUAUUUAUUUUGUUGCUAUGUGUGUAACGUUAGAAUUAAUUACUCGUCGUUCGUACUAGUGCAUCACCCUUCCCAGCAUGUUGAGUACGGUUGUGCAUUGCGGUCCGGGUGGCCGCGGGCCCAGGGUGGCCCCAGGAACUCCGCAAGUGCGAGUGAGACAGAGCGACGGCAGCUGGCAAGGCUGGCAUUCCCCCGGUCCGCCCUAGUCCGCCCGAGGGUCCCGAGGGCCCGCCCCCACCCGUGCCGCCCAGUUUCUGUUCUUUCUCAUCCCAGUCAUAAAGUAACGAGUCGGCUAACUUAGCUUAGCUUUCACCUGAAAGGCCCAAAGACUGCGCUCCCCUAGUAGCCCUGCCAAAAAACUGAGGACCCCAAAAGUUCAAAAUAAUUUAGAAAGUAGUUGAUAUACAAUAAUAAGAUUAUUAUUAUUAUGUACAUAAAGAAGGCGCGCGAUUUCUUUGUCCGUAGCUCAUGGUUACUCAGUCUUUAUGUACUCUUACUCUCUACUCGAGGCGCCCCCGCAACACAACAUCGAGUCGGGGACGUCGCUCUUUGUAUUGUCAAUGUAUUUACCUGUUAUAUGUAUGUACCUACAACGGAGGAGGCAGAGUUUUUGUCUUUUGUAUUAAAAGAAACACCAAUGAG
This is a messenger RNA of Thrips palmi, 2026 nucleotides long. RefSeq names its product transmembrane protein 272-like. The transcript is spliced from 5 exons. The record is from RefSeq and is a predicted model, not a curated record. Lineage: Eukaryota; Metazoa; Arthropoda; Insecta; Thysanoptera; Thripidae. Bases 414 to 1232 code for a protein of 272 amino acids.